Melanotaenia boesemani (Boeseman's rainbowfish) is the source of this 3157-nucleotide messenger RNA. RefSeq names its product BMP/retinoic acid-inducible neural-specific protein 3-like. The transcript is spliced from 7 exons. Gene Ontology annotation, biological process: negative regulation of mitotic cell cycle; positive regulation of neuron differentiation. Bases 657 to 3008 code for a protein of 783 amino acids. The record is from RefSeq and is a predicted model, not a curated record. Lineage: Eukaryota; Metazoa; Chordata; Actinopteri; Atheriniformes; Melanotaeniidae.
UACUUGGAAAGGGAAGAAAAGGUCUCUUUGUUGGCGCGGGCGCUCAUUCAUCCACCAGCUCACAGCAAAAGGAAUAACUCACAGUCCGCCCGUACAAUUUAGCCACAUUCUGCUUUUUUAAAUUUUUUAAAUUUAUUUACGCUUCCAAAGCACCAACUUUAAGGACCAAACAAUGUAACACAGGGAUUUGGGGGGGUGAUGAAAUCUAUCUUUUGCGCUCUCACAGUGGAAAUAUCUGGGAGCGCGCGGACGUCCUCGGAAUUAACUCCACCGUGUUUCCGCUGCUGCAACUUCUCACCGGGGAGCGGCUGGAGGCGCGGGUGCUGGAGAAUCAUCUGCCAAAUUUAAGUUGAGUCAAAACAAGUUGGAAAGCGAAGCGAAUGAUUUGACUUUGUCGGAUUUUGUUUGCGCCCUGCAAAAUUAGUGGCAUAUUUUUUUUCCUCAAAAGCGCAUCAUUUAGUUCUUAUAGCAAAAUCAGGCGAGUGUCUUUAUAGAGAACGUCAUAAAAGAACUUAUUUCUUUUGUGUGUUGCUUCCUGAUGGGGUUUAAAUGAUCUGUUUCAACAAUCCGAGACAUCUGCGCGACUUUUUCCCGUCUGUAGCUUGAUAUUUGUCCUCCUCCCAGUCCGGAGAGAAUGAGGUGUCGCUGGGUGAAGCAUGAGCUGUCAGAGGAUCAGUCAUAAGCGGCUGUCUCUGCUGUGGGAGGGGGUGGCUCUCAGCCUCUGGCUCUGCUGCUGCGGCUGGACCUUCCAGGCUGGGGCCGCAGUAGCCGGACAGGGCGACGGCGCCCCCGCGUCCCUGGAGUGGCUGCUGUCGGAUAAAGGGCCCUUCCACCAGUCGCUGGAGUUUACGGAGGCUCUGGAGAGGUACCAGCAGGGCUUCAACACCCGAUACAAGAUCUAUAGGGAGUUUGGUCGAUGGAAGGUCAACAGUCUGGCGGUGGAGAAGCGAGACAGUUUUGGUGGCAGCAGCGGUUUGGCUCUACCCCUCGACCCUGACUUCAUGCACACUAUCCGCCAGCUGGGGAGGCGGCCAACCCUCCAGAUGAUUACAGAAAGUCUAAUCAAGAAAUAUGGCACCCACCUUCUUCUUUCUGCCACUCUGGGAGGGGAGGAAUCUCUGACAAUAUUUGUGGACAAAAGGAAGCUGAGCCUGGAGUCUUCGCCCACGGGGGCCGAUGGCAGCAGCAGGAAGUCUAACACUACGGGCGCAGUGACUCUGGAAGCCCUCCACCAGCUGGCUGCUUCCUAUUUUACAGACCGAGAGGGCACCCUGCGCAGGCUUCACCACCUCCAGAUUGCAUCCACUGCCAUUCGGGUGACUGAAACCAGAACAGGGCCUCUCGGGUGCAGCAACUAUGACAAUCUGGACACAGUCAGCUCUGUUUUGGUUCACAGUCCAGAAAACAAGGUUCAACUACAAGGGCUGCAAGCCAUCCUACCUGACUAUCUACAAAGCCGCUUCAUUCAGGCAGCACUCGACUAUAUUGGCUGUAAAUCUGAGGGCCAGUUUGUUUGCCAGGACAAUGACUGCUGGUGUGAGUGCAGCGUGGACUUCCCGCAGUGUAACUGUCCUCACUCUGACCUGGACACCUUGGAAAACAUCCUGCUGCACAUCAGAGACGCCUGGAGGCUGACCAACCAGGAGUUUGAGGAAUCCGAGGAGUUCCAAAGCUUUGUUGGGAAACUGCCAAGCCAUUACGCUGUGAACACAUCUGUUGUGGAGAACUUGUGGAGGAUGGAUGCUAGCCUGCUGCAGCGCUACAGGCAGCUGGAGACCAGCAGCAGCCAGCUUCUUACCAAAGCUCGCCGCACAACUAACAAGAUCUUCAGCCUGAGCAAGAGGUGCCGCAAACAGCCCAAAAUAGCCCUGCCGAGGCCGAGGCCCCUGCACUUCUGGCUGAGCUACGCUCUCUCCAUGUUGUACUGCAGCGAGAACAAGCAGGUUGGUGUUUACAGUGAUAAAAGCCGCAGCUGCAGCUGCCCCUACAACCACCCGCCUUGCCAGGGCCUCAUCCCCUGCUCUGCAGGCGACGGUCCCCGCUGUGCCUCCUGUUCCGCCGAGAACCGGACUCGAUGCUCCAGCUGUAACCCAGGCUUUACCCUAACCCAGGGAGCCUGCCGUCCCGCCGUGCCCGACCCAACAGACCCCUACCUCGGCAUAGAGAGCGACAGAGAUCUGCAGGACCUGGAGCUGCGCUACCUUCUGCAGCGUCGCGACCCGCGCAUCACUCUACAUGCUGUGUUCGUCAGCAACGAUGUGCAUAUAAACACUUGGUUUGAUCCCUUCUGGAGAAAAAGGAUGCUGCUAACACUCAAGAGUAACCGGGUCAAAUCCAACCGUGUUCAUGUUCUCCUCGGACUGACUCUGCAGUUUUGCCUCACGGGAAACACCACGGUGGAGCCGACACUGUCGCUGUUUGUCAAUCCUUUUGGGGGAAGCCAUUCGGAGAGCUGGACCAUGCCUGUAGGUCAGCAUGGGUAUCCCGACUGGGAGAGGACCAAGCUGGAUAUCCCUCUGGACUGCUACAACUGGACUUUGACUCUUGGAAACAGGUGGAAGAGCUUUUUUGAGACCGUCCAUUUUUACCUGAGGAGUCACAGCAGGGACUCAGCGGGAGGGAACAGGAACAUGUCGCUGCACUACGAGCCUCAGGAGGACAGAGAGGUGUCCAGCAACAUCGGCUACAUGAAAGUGAACAGCAUGCAGCUGUUCGGAUACAGCGUGCACUUUGACCCAGAAGCGAUCCAGGACCUGAUUCUGCAGAUAGACUACCCGUACACUCAGGGAUCACAGGACUCGGCUCUGCUGCAGCUGGUGGAGCUGCGCCACAGGGUGAACCGCCUCUCGCCUCCAGGGGCUCUGCACAUGGAUCUGUUCGCCUGCCUGCUCCGCCACAGGCUCAAACUGUCCAGCACAGACGUGACCAGGAUACUCACUGCCCUGCAAGCUUUCAGUGCCAGACAACCAAACUACACAGAGUAUGAGGCCAAUAAACUGUGUAGUUAAUGGCCACUAUUUCAUGUUUUGUACUCUUUCCUUGCCACAGACAGACAUGAAUCCUCACUCAGCUGGAUCAUAUUGUGUUGAGUGUAGUAUGUUGUUCAAGAAUGUGCUGUGUACACAAUGUGCAAUUAAAUUUGAUGUGUUUGCUAUGA